AUGGAUACAGAAAACGUAGUGGAAAACUAUCAAUAUGCCCUGGGAGCUAGUAAAAAUAUCGAUACGGGACUAAAAAAGGUUUAUCAUGGAAUUACUUAUCAAGUGCACUGGUUGAUGCAUGUAGCAUUGCAAUCUCUAAUGCACAAUAGCGAAAACUUUACAUUCCGAUCAGAAGAGAAUGCUGCUGGAAAGUUCGAUGACAUUGUGUGGUCAAUAAAAGAUGAUAAAGUGGUCAGGCAUAACUUUUUGCAAGCAAAACAUUGCAAACGAAAAGGUAGAAAAAUAAAAAUCAAAGAGUUGAUUCUCCCCCAAAUCCAUCAAGGUCAACGGAAUCCUUUUGCACUAUGGAAGUAUUUUAUUUCAUACCGUGAUGUAAUUAAAAAGAAUUUACCAUAUGAUAAUAUAAUAGAUAACCUAAUAAUAGCUACAAAUAUUGAUAUGCACUAUGAACUGAAACAAAAUUUUAAACAGGUUGAAAAUAACAAUCAGAUAUUAAGCAUAUUUAAUGCAGAAAGAAGAUACCCCUCUACAAAAUCAGAAAACCCAUUUAUUUGGAGACUAGAUUUGAACAGCCCACUUUUUAAAGAAAUACAUCAAACUUUAGAAGGUACAUACGAUUUAAUUAAGAUAGCUAAAACAUUAGCAGACUGUGUGCAUGACGAUAAGAAAUUUGAACUAGCAAAUAAUUUACAACAGUAUGAGUAUACAUUACUCACUAAUAUUGUGAAUCAAGAAAACCAAUUUUCUGACAAUUUUAUUACAGGUAAAAACUUAACUCAACAAUUACAAAACUUGAGAAAUUCUUUUUAUAAAGAAGCUUUUGAAAAAAGAAAAAAAAGGAAUCUUUCUGCCAAUAAUAAAAUAAUUAAUCCUAAAGAAUUUGCUAAAGAACUUGCCUUACUAAUUAAGAAAUCAAAAGGAAAAACUGUUGUAAUACGCGGAAAGGGAAUCAUCAAGGAAAAUAUUUAUAAACUUUCUGGUUAUUUAAUCAUUGAAGAAAAUGGUUCUUUUGUGUUCUGGAUUAAUGAUGAUGAUGAAAAUUUAGCACAUGCAAGCAUUAAAUUAUUUAAAUCUUACUUUAUAAAUGCACUUGAACAGCUGUCAGUAGCAGACCUUCACAAUUAUAAAUUAAAUAUUAAAGGUACAAAUCCAGAAACUGGUAAAAAGUUUGAAACGUGCAAAAAGCAUUUACUUACUCCAAAAUUGUUCUGGGACUAUGUUAAAGGCUACAGAAAAUUUACUUUGCCUAAUAGCAGCAGUAACCUCAUAACUACUGAAAAUACAAAACCUCUCCCAGCAGAAAGUUUGGUUUCCAUUGACAGAGAAAUUACAGAGUUUAUGGACAAAUUAAUAUUUGCUCCUAAUUACGGAGAGGCAUUUCUAAGUAAUUACGUUAAAGGUAAACUGGCAGAAGAGCUUGAAUUUCUCCCUGAUAAAAAAUAUGUAGACAUGUUUGAAAAGGAAUUAAGUGAAACGCUGAACCCGAAAUGUUCAAAUAAAGUUAUUUCAAAUUCUGAUGGAGUAAGGCAGUCAAUCAGUGAAAUUAAACAAUUAGUUUAUCGAGCCUCUCUUAGUUUGAGAACUGUAAAGUACCGAAAUAUUAUUGUUACGAGAAAGAUACAAUUUAAACAAGAAGCUGUUGAACAGCAGGGGGUACAAGUGUUUUUAAAUGACCCAUCUAAACAAAUUUUAAAAAUUAUUACAUCUCAAAAUAAACUGAGCUGUAUAAAAUUGCAUCAAUAUUUCACUAAUUCUUCAAAAUAUGAAAAACAGGAUAGUUUUUUAUUUCUAAGAUCAGACAAUUUGAACUCAAGUGAUUUGCAACAAAGAGUAUUAGAAGUGUUCAAAUCAAAAUUAAUUGAUUUGUUGGUCAUAGAGAACCAACACAUCAAAGUGGAUAGUUUGCAAGCAUUUUGGAGAAGUAUUAUUCAUGUUCUUGUCAGUGAAAGCAAGAAAAAAGUUAUAAUGAUUGGUGAAAACCAAGAAACGUCAUAUUUAAAUUUAUGUCCAGAUACAGUUCAACUUCAAAAUGAUGAAAAUAACAGUUUAAUUGAUCUCAGUGAAGAAUCACAACAACAUAUUUUGGCGAACAGCUCUAUUAAAUUUCAGGGAAAGUCUGUAAAAUUAAGCUCUCUACCAGACAGCAGACACAUAUUCGGUGCUGAAAUGUUAUCUAAACUUAUUGAAGAAGUUCCAGAAGAGGACAGUGUGGGAAUUAAACCACCUUGCCUUAGUGAUCUUGAAUCCAUGUACUAUUUCCCCUGCUUAAUCAUUAAUGAAGAACAGCUAAGAAACAGUGUUCAUAACAAUCCAAAAGAUAUUUUUGUUUUCAAAGGAGUAACAGAGGAAGAGAUUUGCAAAAUUAUGUCCUUUGAAGAAAAAAAUCACAUAAUGAAAUCAAAAUAUUCCUCUAGUAACAAUCAAUUCCAGUACAUACAGAAUGACAAAAUUUCCAGAAAGGCUUUUAAGGAAAUAUGCUGCAAUUAUUUGUGUACAAAUAAAGUAAAUCCUAUGCAUCUAAUAGAGAAAGAAAAAAAUUGUUUUAUUUGGAAACAGACUUUUGAUUCCUCCAUUUAUAUAUCACGUGAACUCACUUGUAGAGUUAUCAAUCACUAUGCACUCAAACAAUUUGUUGAAAACUCAUCAAGCACUGAUGAUAUUUUCAUUAUUAUGGGUAAUAAAAAGGAAACACAAAUUAAAAUAUCUACACUAGAAACUAUUUUAAUAGAUGUUGAUAGUGUCAAUACUAGUAAAAUGAAAACUAAUGAUAUCGGAAAGAAAUAUGUCCUAACAAAUGAUAACAGUGACAAUUAUGAAUCUUUUUUUAACUCUGUUUGCUCGAGUGAUGCUCUUCAAAGUUUUAAUAUUCAUUGGCUGCAAGACAGGAGCGGAAAGCUUCUUUGGAGACGUACAAGAGGUCGAAUAAUUCAUCUACAAGACCUAAUAUCUGAGACAGAUAAGUAUGUAAUUAAUGAAAAUGAAUUUAGAGAAAUUGUAUAUUCUGAAAAACACAUUGUAAUAGCUGGAGAACCUGGUAUAGGCAAAACAACUUCCUUAAUUCAUAUAAUUAAAUCUUUUGAGAAAGAUGAGUGGAUUAUUAAGCUUAGUUUAGUGAACAUCCAAGAUCAUUUAGAAAAUUACUCUUGUACAAAUCACAUUGACCCAAUUGUGAAGAUCUUGCUCUUAAACAAUGGGGUAAAAUUGUCAGAUAUUGAAGAAAUUAUGCUAAAAAAUCGAAUUAAAAAUGAAGGAUACAUUUCAAUAAUCUUUGAUGGGUUUGAUGAAAUUACAAGUAAAAAUCAAGAAAAGGUUAUUCAUCUGCUUUCAGUUUUAAAAGACACAAAAUCAAAGCUCAUAAUAACCACUAGAUUGAAUGCUAAAGAUAAAUUAGAAAAUUCCCUUAGUGUGUUUUCUUAUUCAUUUCAGCCAUUUUCUAAAGAAGAUCAAAAAGAGUUUUUGCAGGUAUUUUGGAAUGCAAGUAUGAAAUUUACUGCCUCACAGAAAUUAAACAAAAAUCUUUUAAGUAAACAAGUAAAUAAUUUCCAGAACCAUAUUCUCAAUCACUGCAGCAACGAUUUACUUAGUAUUCCAUUUUUAAUCAAGUCAAUUGCAGAAAUGUAUCAACCAGAAAUAGAGCAGAAAUGCACUCUUCAAUAUGUCCACAGCGAAGAAAAUCUUACUAAAUUGGGCAUAUAUGAGAAAAUUGUUGAAAAAAGAUAUGAAAACUUCUUCAAUGAAAAAAUUGCAGAACCAAAUAACUCGGCUUACAUAAGAAAAAUAGCAAUACAGAAUUUUAAUGUGGAUCAUCAGCAUCUUGCUUUUCAUAAAUUGUAUUCCAACUGUGAACAAGCAAAAGAGCUUUUGAACAUUCUAAAUUUGAAAUUACCUGACGAUCUUGAAGAAUUGAAACUCAUUGGCCUCAUACAAUCAUCAAGCAGUUCAGAAACAUUUAAUUUUAUUCAUCAGACAUUUGCUGAAUAUUUUGUAGCUUGUUUCUUCACUAACCUCCUUCAGCAUAAAACAAGUGAUUCAAAAUAUGAGUUAAUACAAUCAUUUCUUCUGAGAGAAUUUUUUCGAGAUCAGAACAAAGAGAUGUGUGAUUUUCUAGAAAAUAUGAUACAGCACAGUGGUAACAACAAUUUAAAAUCCAAAUUGGCAUUUAUUAAAAGUUGUGAUUUUUUGCAUGAAUUAGAAAGUAAAAAAAUAUUACAGGUAUCUCACUCAUCUUCCACAAAAAGAGCUCAAGAUGAUUUGAGUUUACUUGAAGUGCAACAAAAAGUCGAGUCACAUAUAUCUUGGUUCUCUUCUGGUUCAUGUUAUUAUUAUGAUGAUGAUAUAAACCUUGAUGACAUGCAUUCUCUUAUUAUGCACUUUCUAGAUGAGAAGGAUCUAAGUCAACUAAAAGGAACUUUUGAAUUCUUCAUGAAAAUUAAUAGUAAGUCCAAGUUGUGGAAAUUAAAUGAAUAUUUGAAGUUCAAUAUGAAUAGAGUAGUCCUUCACUACUUCAGAGAAAGCCAAAAGCAAAAGCAAAAAAUGAACAAAAAUACACUGAACUUUUGUGCUCAAAUUAUUCAUGAAUUCAUCAAUAACCAAGCAUUAUCUUUUGAUAAAAUAGUUGAAUUAUUAUCCUUCCACAAUACCGAGGAACAUACUUGUACAAAAAAGAUUGCGGGUAUUGAGCAGUUUCUCACUUUGUUAUAUAAAGAUAAAGAUUUGCAAUGGUUAGAAAGAAAGGGGAUUUUUGUUAAUACAUAUUUUAUGAUUUUAACGCUAGAGAUGUCAAAAAUAUACAUUUCCCCUUUAGAAAAUCCUAAUAUUAGAAAUAGUGGUUGGGGAGUAAUAUAUGCAAAAAACAUUUUGAACCACUUCUUAAUACCUAUUCUUGAUUUGUUAAAAGGUGAUCAUUUUCAUAAAUUUGAUGAACAGGCUAUCAUACGAAUGCUUACAUAUUUUAUUGACUUCUGUGCUGAAAAAUGUACACAUGUUAGCAUUUCACCUGAGCAACUUCAUACAGCAAUAAACCUUAUUGAAAGCAUGUUAGACAAAAAAUCAAAUGAUCCAGAUGCACUAACAGUUUGUUCUGAAUUUUGUAUCGUUCUGAAAAAGGCAGGAAUAAAGACAAUGUUAGCUAAUCAUAAGCUGCUUUUUUUAGAUCCAGCAAGUGAGUUUCUGUGUUCCUUUUCAGUAACAGACAAAAAAAUUACAGAUUUAAUCAAAUGGAGACUAAUAAACUUAGACAAAUCUCAGUCAGAUUAUUUUAAAGCAGCUUGGGAACUUUUCUAUAAAAAGAGAAACUUAAAACGAAGUUUAUCAGAUAAUGGUGCAGAAGAUCCUAAAAGAUUUAAACAUUGA
Messenger RNA from Gryllus bimaculatus (two-spotted cricket), 5352 nucleotides. Lineage: Eukaryota; Metazoa; Arthropoda; Insecta; Orthoptera; Gryllidae. The record is from the annotation of a GenBank genome assembly.